AUGGUUGUAAAUAAAAAAACUUCAAAAGAAGUUAAUAUUUACGAUAAUGUAGUAUUUGAAGAUAUUGGAGAAUUUGCAAGUAAAAAAAAAAAACAAGAUAGAUUUAAACAUAUUAAUGCAAGAAAUCCAUUAGUAAAAACUUGGAAACCAUUAUGGUUAAUAAGAUUAGGUUCAAGUACUGGUUUAAUUAUUACAUUGUCAGCAAGUGGAGGAUUAAUUUUUGGUUAUAAUACUGGUAUUAUUGGUCCUGCAUUAGGUCAUAUUAAUAAUGAAUACCAUUUGAAUACUAUUUUACAAGGUUUAAUAGUUUGUUCAACUUUAUUAGGUGCAUUAAUUGGUUCAGUUUCUGGUGGUUUUUUAGCAGAUUGGAUUGGUAGAAAAACAGUUGUUUUAUUAACAGCAAUUGUAACAAUUGGUGGUGCAAUUUCAUCAAGUGCAACUAAUCCAUUAAGUUUAGUUGCAUCAUUAAGAAUUAUUUUAGGUCUUGGAGUUGGUAUGUCAUCAGGAGUGUGCCCAUUGAUGGUAGCAGAAGUAGUACCAGUUGAAAAGAGGGGUGUAUAUGGUUCAGUUUUUCAAUUAUUUAUUACACUUGGAUUGUUAUGGUCAAAUGUUAUGGGUUUAUUAUUAAUUGAAUCUGGUAUACAUAAUUGGAGAUGGAUGUUUGCAAUUGGUAGUUUACCAGGAUUUUUUAUGUUAUUAUGUUGGACAGUUUUAAAUGAGUCACCAGUUUGGGUUGAAAAUCAAAGAUUAAAAAAAGAAAGAAAAUUACAAGAGUCGGCAAUUUCAAAUUCUAAACCAAAAAAGAGUUCAUUUAGAAUUUUAAUGGAAAAAAAGAAUAGAAGACCAUUGUUUAUUGGUGUGAUUUUAGCAACUUUCCAACAAUUGACUGGUAUCAAUGCUUUUAUGUAUUUUUCAAAUUUAAUUUUCUUUAAAGCUGGAUUUACUGGUGAAUAUGGUGCUAUUACUUGUUCUUGUAUUUUACAAUUAUGGAAUGUAUCAUUUACAAUUAUUGCUGCAUGCACAGUGGAUCGAUUGGGUAGAAGACCAUUGCUUUUCAUUGGUUCAAUUGUUAUGACAUGUGCUGAUUUAUUGAUUGCAUUGUUUUAUGUUGCUUUGACUGGUAAGGUUCAAGGUUGGUUAUCAAUUAUUUGUUUAUUUAUUUUCGUUGCAGCAUUCGCUAUGUCCAUUGGUACAUUAUUUUGGUUUAUUGUAAAUGAAAUCUUUGAUCCAGAGGCAAAAGAUAUCGGUGCACCAAUUUUAAUUGGUUUACAAUGGUUAUUCAAUAUGUUACUUUCUUUAACAUUUGUGGGUGCAGUUCCAUAUAUUGGUGAUAGUACAAUGUUUUGGAUUUUUGGUGGUAUUGGUAUAACUUGUGUUGUUUUAUUGGCAAUUUUCUUACCACCUGAAAAAAUUCAACAAAGUGAAUUAGAAUCUGACGUUUUACCAGAUUCUUUUAAACAAGCAGCUACAGUUUAUAAUGAUGAAGUUGAAUUAUCACCAUCUGAAAAAAAGAAUAAUUUUUAUAUUCCAAAUGAAGAUGCCGAAGAAAUUUUAGAAAAUUUAUCUGAACUUCCAAGUGAAAAUAUGGAAAUUCCUAGAAAUAUAGAAAAUUAA
This is a messenger RNA of Dictyostelium discoideum AX4, 1614 nucleotides long. Its product is annotated as sugar transporter family protein. The record is from RefSeq and is a predicted model, not a curated record. Gene Ontology annotation, biological process: transmembrane transport. Gene Ontology annotation, cellular component: membrane. The coding region runs from base 1 to 1614 and encodes 537 amino acids. Lineage: Eukaryota; Evosea; Eumycetozoa; Dictyosteliales; Dictyosteliaceae. The transcript is spliced from 2 exons. Gene Ontology annotation, molecular function: transmembrane transporter activity.